Molecule: messenger RNA, 2031 nt
Organism: Thermochaetoides thermophila DSM 1495
Lineage: Eukaryota; Fungi; Ascomycota; Sordariomycetes; Sordariales; Chaetomiaceae
Exons: 2
Coding region: 1-2031 (676 amino acids)
Biological process (GO): ribosomal large subunit biogenesis; protein import into nucleus
Source: RefSeq, a predicted model, not a curated record
AUGGGGAAGACUCGCAGAAACAGAGUGCGCAACCGCACAGAUCCCAUCGCAAAGCCUGUGAAGCCGCCAACCGAUCCUGAGCUUGCAAAACUUCGUGAGGAUAAGAUCCUGCCAGUGCUCAAGGAUCUGAAAAGCCCUGAUGCCAAAUCAAGGACCACUGCUGCUGGCGCCAUCGCAAAUAUUGUCCAGGAUGCGAAAUGCAGAAAGCUCCUUCUUCGGGAACAAGUGGUCCAUAUCGUCCUCACUGAAACCCUGACAGAUAACAACAUCGACAGCCGUGCUGCUGGCUGGGAAAUCCUGAAGGUCCUCGCCCAAGAGGAAGAAGCUGACUUUUGUGUACAUCUUUACCGCCUUGAUGUGCUUACAGCCAUUGAGCAUGCAGCGAAGGCAGUUCUUGAAACCCUUACAACCUCUGAGCCACCAUUUUCAAAGCUAUUGAAGGCACAGCAACGCCUGGUAUGGGAUAUUACAGGCUCUCUUUUGGUCCUCAUUGGAUUGCUCGCGUUGGCGCGCGAUGAAAUCCACGAGGCCGUCGCUACCAAGCAAACUAUUUUGCGGUUGCUCUUCCGACUUAUAUCGGCCGACAUCGCGCCUCAAGACAUUUAUGAAGAGGCCAUCUCAUGUCUCACUACCUUGUCGGAGGAUAAUCUGAAAGUUGGCCAAGCCAUAACUGAUGACCAAGAGACGCAUGUUUAUGAUGUGCUCCUCAAGCUUGCAACUGGGACGGACCCAAGGGCGGUUAUGGCAUGCGGUGUUCUCCAUAACGUCUUUACAUCACUCCAAUGGAUGGAUCACAGCCCCGGUAAGGACGGAGCAUGUGACGCCAUUCUCAUUCCGACCCUGACCCGGGCACUCGAACAUGUUGUACCUGGGGGGGCAAAGUUUAAUGGUGAUGCGCGCUAUGCAAAUAUCACCCUGCUAGCACUAGUGACUCUCGCCUCAAUAGGCACAGAUUUCCAGGAGACCCUCGUGAAGGGGAAUCAAGGUAGCCGGGAAUCACCAAUAUCUGCUGCAGAUGAAGAAUGGAACGGUUUCGAUGAUGCCGAUGGCGAUGCCAUGGAUGUCGACCAAAAGUCCUCUUCUGGAGAGGAUCAAGAGGAGGAUUACGAGGAAAUCGAUGUAAAGGAGGAUGACGAGGAUGAUGACGAUGACUCAAUCACUUCGGAAAUGCAAGCCGACAUGGAACGUGUUGUCGGGGCAGAUGGCACAGACGACGGUGACCUGGAGGAUUUGCCGACACUUCGGGAGCUAAUCCAGACGGCCGUACCACAACUAAUUCGCCUGUCUAACCUUCCAAUUGACAGUGAUGAGAGCUUGACCAUCCAAUCUCACGCACUGUCUGCCCUCAACAACAUUUCCUGGACCAUCUCGUGCCUGGAAUUUGCCAAUGGAGAGAACGCCAAUAUCCACAACGCGUGGUACCCAACUGCCAAGAAGAUCUGGCGCAAAACAAUAUUGCCCAUUCUUGAAGCCGACAGCGCCGAUUUGAAGCUCGCCACUCAGGUGACCAGUCUCGCGUGGGCUGUGGCCCGAGUGCUUCAUGGCGAAACACCCACUGACGGCAACCCCCACCGCAAGUUUAUCUCGUUGUAUCAUUCCUCCAAGCAGCAAGCUGGUGGGAACAGCAAUAGCAUCGAGGAGCCGGAAGACCCGUUUCAAGGUCUUGGUGUCAAAUGCAUCGGUGUGGUUGGAUCACUGGCCCAUGACCCAGCGCCGAUUGAGGUGAAUCGCGAAGUUGGCGUCUUCCUGGUGACUCUGCUCCGUCAAAGCAACAAUGUACCGCCGGCAGAGAUCGUAGAGGCAUUGAACCAGCUGUUUGACAUAUACGGAGAUGAAGAGUUGGCUUGUGACAAAGAGGUAUUUUGGAAGGAUGGAUUCCUCAAGCAUCUCGAGGAGUUCUUGCCGAAGAUGCGAACAUUGACGAAGGGGAUCGACAAGAGGACGCAACCGGAGUUGAGAACGAGAGCAGAUGAAGCGUUGUUGAACUUGGGCAGGUUUGUUCAGUAUAAAAAGAAGCAUGCCCCCAAAUGA